GUCGUGUACCCAGAAGUAUUGCUCAUAACAGGUCUGCAAGCAAACCCCGCCCACUUCUUCCAAUACGUUGCCCGUUGCCCGUAGCCACUACGACAAACCAAAGGGGAGAGAACGGCGGGAGAGUGCCGCUAGAUCUUCGGGGCUCAAUCCCACUCAGUCGCUGGAUGGAGAAGCGCUGCUUGUGCUGCUAUUGCCGCAGCUAAAGGAGCAGGAAGUUCCUGUGGCAGACGCGCCAGAGCUGAUUAUUAUCGCCACAUGACUCAGCGCUGGUAGCAGCGCAAGCCGCUCGGGUUGGGUCGAGUUCAGCAAUCAGCCCGAGGGAGGGACAAGCUGGGAACCGUCACCACCGGAGCAGCAAUAACAAUAAUAAUGAGGAGCGCUCCACGGUGGUAGCUCCAUCUCCUUGCUCUCUGGCUCAGCGGUUGCUCCUGCCGCAGGUAAAUUCCCUGGCCGCACGCUCCAUGCAGUUCCUCCAUUGCGGACGCGUCUCAGCUCCAGGGACGGCGGUGGCUGGAGGAUCCGCAGCGGCGUGAUCUCAGUCGUAGCCCUGCGCGCUCGCCGUCAUUUGGAUGGUGAUUUUCCUGGUCCCGUUAGUGCCGCCGGCGGCAGGACUACUAUGCUUACUCGGGUGAAGUCUGCUGUGGCCAAUUUGAUGGGAGGCAUCAUGGCUGGCAGCUCGGGCUCGGAUCACAGCAGCGGCUUGGACUUGCCCCUUCGCUUCCCCUACGGCAGACCCGAGUUCCUGGGGUUGACUCAGGACGAGAUCGAGUGCUCCGCGGACCACAUCGCCCGGCCUAUCCUCAUCCUCAACAAGGAGACCAAGCGCCUGCCUUGGACCACGGGAUACGCCGAGGUGAUCAAUGCAGGUAAAAGCACACACAAUGAAGACCAGGCCAGUUGUGAAGUCCUUUCGGUAAAGAAGAAAACAGGAGGAACUAAUUCUACACCAAACAAAAAUUCCUCUACUAAACGGAGAUCUUCGUUGCCAAAUGGGGAAGGGUUGCAGCUGAAAGAGAAUUCAGAAUCAGACGGGAUAUCUUUCCACUACUGGUCAUUAUUUGAUGGGCACGCUGGAUCUGGAGCAGCAGUUGUAGCAUCAAAACUGCUUCAACAUCAUAUUGUGGAGCAGCUACAGGAGAUUGUGGACAUCCUGAAAAACUCAGCAGUCCCUCCCCCUACCUGCCUGGGGGAGGAUCCAGAAAGCAUGCAUACGAACACCCGAACUCUAACCAGGGCAGCCUCAUUACGUGGGAGCGUUGGAGCUCCGGGCUCACCAGGCACCCCACCGACUCGUUUCUUUACAGAGAAGAAGAUCUCUCACGAGUGCCUCAUCAUGGGGGCUAUUGAGACAGCAUUCAAGGAAAUGGAUUUGCAGAUAGAGCGAGAAAGGACAGUAUACAAUAUAUCUGGUGGCUGUACAGCGCUUGUUGUGGUGUAUUUACUAGGAAAGCUUUAUGUGGCAAACGCUGGUGAUAGCAGGGCCAUUAUAAUCAGAAACGGAGAAGUCAUUCCGAUGUCUUCAGAAUUCACUCCAGAAACAGAACGUCAGCGUCUUCAAUAUCUGGCAUUUAUGCAGCCACACUUGCUGGGAAAUGAGUUUACACACUUGGAGUUUCCAAGGAGAGUUCAGCGCAAGGAAGUUGGAAAAAGAAUGCUUUACAGAGACUUCAGCAUGACUGGCUGGGCAUACAAAACCAUUGAAGAAGAUGACUUGAAGUUUCCUCUUAUAUACGGAGAAGGCAAGAAGGCUCGUGUCAUGGCAACUAUUGGAGUUACGAGAGGACUUGGAGACCAUGACCUGAAGGUGCACGAUUCUAACAUCUACAUCAAGCCUUUUUUAUCCUCGUCACCAGAGGUAAGGAUAUAUGAUCUUCUCCAGUAUGAGCAUGGGCCUGAUGAUGUUCUGAUCUUAGCUACAGAUGGGCUAUGGGAUGUACUGUUAAAUGAAGAAGUGGCAGAAGCUGUCACUAAUUUCCUGCCAAACUGUGACCCUGAUGAUCCCCACAGGUACACAUUAGCAGCUCAGGAUUUGGUAAUGCGAGCAAGAGGAGUACUGAAGGACAGAGGCUGGAGGAUAUCCAAUGACAGACUGGGCUCAGGAGAUGAUAUUUCUGUCUACAUUAUUCCUUUAAUACAUGGAAACAGAGUCGUGUAAAAACAAGCAUCAGUGCUGGUAAAAGGGAAGAUGUGCUAUUAGUAAGAAUCUUUGGAAAAGAUAGGUUAUCAAGAGAAGAGAUGCUUAACUGAAAUAUUAUAUUCUAACCUUGAGUGGACUUGGAUGCUUCUGUGUGAAACAUAGAGGCUGAAUUGUACUUGAUUUAAAGGCAUCUCCUAGAAAGCGCAGCUUUCCUAUGGGUUUCUUUUUGUGUGCGUGCAUAUCAGAACCAGAACUUUAAUGCUGCUAAUACAUUAGUGUUUUCUUGGUGAGGACCUUGCUGUGACCUGAUAGAUUUUUUCUUUACCAGUUUAAUGUAGCUGGAAAUGCCAUUUGAGAUGUGAAUUGGAAAAACCAUUGUUAAAACUGGUAAUGUAGCCAGUAUCCCCCAGUAUAAGUUGAAUGGUUAACUUUGCUUUUGAACAAAUUUAAUUUAUAAGGUAUUAAGGUGAACAAAGCCUGAUAUGACAUUUAAUGAUUGUUUGUUCAAAAGCUGUUAGUAGAUAACUUCUAAAGAGUUUUAUUUAUGUAUAUAAUUCAGGCUUUUUGCUCUUGUACACCAUCAUAAACAUUUUGGAACUUACAGUUCCUUUUAUAUAUUUAGGCGGUGAAGGAAACUUUUUCUCUGGACAUGGUCUAGCACUUGUUAGCAAAGUUGCCUAAGAGAAUAGGGAAGUUGUUUGGCUGGAAAUGUGUCCCUUUUUGUCAAGAUUUUUGUAUGUAUAACUAUGAUGUAGCAAACUGGGAGAAUUCUUACUUUAGAAAGACUUCCCCAGAAAUCACUUUUGUUUGGCACAAAUUUUCAUUCAUUGAAUGCUUCUAUUUUCUCCAAGUAUAUCCUGUUGAAAGGAUCAUUAUAUAAGUACUGUUUAAUUUGUUGUACUUCGUAAUUUUUUGUCUUCUGAUUUUUUUUCUUUAAAUAUCUAAGGGUGGUAUGUUUUAGAAGUCUCCUCCAGAACAGUAGCUGUUUAUCUUUUCAUGCGCUACCCUUUCAGCAUUAAUUUCUUUUACUGCUUCUGUGAUACUGUAAUGGCCAGUCGUAGUACUUGACAUUAAUUUGGAAGGUAUAGGGAGAGCCACUGCAGGAAAGAUGAGACCCUUCAGUUUGUUUGCUGUUCUGGUACUUGUGCUCUCUGAAUAUUCAUGUAGCAUCAGAAUAGAUUGCAGCAAACAUUUCAGUAAGAACCUUACUUAAGCAAAGGAUUUACAUUUACCUGUACAGCCAUACAGGUUAUGUAUUCUAGAAUGGGAAUAUCAGUCUUUUCCCCUUUCCCAAAUGAUCAUCAUUUGAAUGGUUAUAAGUGACUCAAAAUUUAGUUCCUCAGGUAUUAUCUCCCUAGCCAAGAACUAUAGAAGCAUAUACUUAGUUUCAAGAUAGCAUUGCACUUUCUAGAUGAACAUUUUAUACGUUCUGAUGGACAGGAACUAGACAGAAGUGAAUGGAACUCCUUUCUCCCCUUUAAAGACUCAUCCUACUGUUGGAAAACCUACACAAUGGCACUCUGUAAACUGUAAGAGGCUAUCUUUGGAAUUUUUGCCCUUUCUCCUGUAGGUGAGUAAACGUGUUUUCUGCUUAUGCAUUCAGUGAAGCAGGGGGUGGAGCUGGAUCUCACCCCUUACUCUUUAUUACUAGGCUGUAGCAUGAGACAUUUGCCAAACCCAGUAGAGACCUAUGCAAACGGUAUUCCCAUUUUUUGGUUUUUUGAAAGGUAAGUUCUAUUAGGACAGCAAAAUUUAGUUCACAUUUCCCUGACACAUAUUUAUAAUUGAAUUCCAUGUGUGUAGUAAAACUUAAAAGUAUUCUUCAAAAUUAUAACAUGGAAUUUAGCAUUGUCUACUCAUAGAAAUAAUCGAGCUACAUUCACUCUGUUGCUGCUUCAACAACCCCAAACACUGUUGGAAAUCAUGUUUAAAGCUAAGCAGGUUACAGUGUAAAAGGUUACUGGACAUUAAGGGCACUUCAGUAUAGCUUGGAAAAAUGGUGGGUUGGAAAUUGUCAUUGGGCCACUAUACAUUUCAAUUCUAUUGGCAACUAAAUAACUUAUCCAAAGAGAACUGGGGGGAACUCAGUCUUUCAUAUUGCCUAUCUCACCUAGGCCAGAAUUGGAAGAUUGAGAGAAAAGAUAGAGGAAAUUCAUUUGUCUUAUAUGAAGCAGUUACAACCAUAUGAUCAGUGUUGAAUCUUGGAUUGUAAAAUCUAUCAGUGAUAAGAUUGACCAUAUUUGCAAAUUAGAAGUAUAGAAAAUGCCCUUGAGAUACAUUUUAUUAGGUCACUUACCUCAUCUAGCAUCUCUUUCCUCCUCCCUUGAUUUUAAAAUAUUCUGGAACAAUCUCCUGAUUCUGUCUGCCAUUUUCAGUUCUUGUAAAGAUGUAUUGCAACUCAAGGGAAAUUCCUCCUUACAGUUAAGAUUUGACAGAUGUAACCUAAAAUGUCAUUUGCUGAGUUCAUCUAGUAGUCCUUGAUACUACUUACCAUUAUAAUUUUAUUUUUUAUCAAAUAAUCAAAGAGCUCUCUUUCAGUACUCCCCCAAUGCCCAUGAAACGGGUGCUUCUUAAUUAAAUUUUAAAACCAGCAGCACAAGAUCAUUAAAACCAUAAAGAAACUUUAAAAUUGUUGAAGGAGGAAGUGGAGGCUGGUGGCUCCAAUGUCAGUGGAGCAGUGAAUCUGCUCUAGGUUUUAGUCUGAACUUUCAAGGAGCUGUCAAUCUACCUGGCACUUUGGACAGCUUCUUGAAAGUUCAGACUAAAACCCGGAGCAGAUUCACUGCCUGACUGACAUUGGAGCCACCAGUCUCCACUGCACGAAGGUACUUCAAAGUGCUUCUCUGUGUGCCAUGCUGAAGUAAAAAACUCUUCAUAGGUCAUUCCUUUGAGCUUUACUUGUCAUUCAUACACUACAAACCUAUCAAAUUCCUUAAUUCUCUUGCCCUUUGCAUAAUGCACACCUGAAGUUUUGCAUCUCAUAUUGUGAGUUAUGUGAAAAUUGCACAUUCGUAGCUUUCCGGCUGUAUGAAGAGGAUGUAGACAGUGGCCAAAUACCUCUUCAAUCAUUCUGCCAAAUUCUACCUACAUUAUACUUGAAGGAGGCUUUUCCCUGUCAACCUCCACUUUAUUCUGAUGUUCCAUUGUAUUUCAUUUUAAUUCUGCCAUUUUCUUCCUUUAUUGGUACAGUGACUGUAAGUAAGGAAUGUACUAUUUUCUGGGCUCAGCGUUCUAAACUAUGAAAAGAGUCUGUUGGAUAAAAUUGUUUGGAUCAAUGUACUUAAGCAUUGUGACUGUGAAAUGUCAAAACUUUUUUGUAACAUGAGAACAAAAAUGUUUAGUAAAGGGAUAUAUUUUAUGUGUUUUGAAAUGUUUAAGUGCAAUGAAAUAAAGAAGGAAGCUGGAAAAAUGUAUGCACAACAAAGUUUUAAAAUGAUAUUGUAAAAAAAUAAAUAUAAAACCUUUUUUUGGCUCUUUA
Rhineura floridana is the source of this 5615-nucleotide messenger RNA. It is a transcript of the gene PPM1H, whose product is annotated as protein phosphatase, Mg2+/Mn2+ dependent 1H. Gene Ontology annotation, molecular function: protein serine/threonine phosphatase activity. The record is from RefSeq and is a predicted model, not a curated record. Bases 617 to 2155 code for a protein of 512 amino acids. Gene Ontology annotation, biological process: protein dephosphorylation. The transcript is spliced from 10 exons. Lineage: Eukaryota; Metazoa; Chordata; Lepidosauria; Squamata; Rhineuridae.